AUGGCUACUGUGGAGCUGCCGAGGCUGGAUACGUUGCCAGAGGAAGUGCUGUCUCGAAUCUUGUCCUUUCUGCCUGAUGCGCGGGAUUUGGCCUGCAUGCGAUGUGUGUCGCGUCUCUUCCGUGACCUGAUCGACGACCCCAGCGAGCGGUUGUGGUCCUUUCUCGAGCGCCAGACUGUCCGGCGAUUGAAGGACUUUUACACUCUGGGGGACCAGCGCAUCCUGGCCAAUGUCAACUCUCCUCGCGGCCGAUCCCAGUUCUUGGCCCGGCGCGGUGACCUGUGGAAAGAGGGGCAACCAAACAUCUCCGUCGUUCGGCCCAAGACGGCGACAGCCGAUCCCCUGCGAGCCAGCGUCUUUCGAGCAUCGCCAGUGCCUCCUACAUCCUCAUGGACCUGUGCCAACUGCGGUGCCUUUCACGAAGAAAAGGCCUUGACUUGUCACAGCUGCACUACUCGAGCUCCACCGCUGGUGCACAAGACCAGUGGGACCGUGGUCGCAACCUUGGUGUCAUCUUUGAUCAAUUCCUAUGUGCAAGUCCUCGACCUUGACACCAUGGAGCUCGGUCCACGUCUGCUAGCACCACCCGACGCUGAUCCCUUUCGCUUGAGCAUCAGCUAUCCCUUUGUUGCAAUUGGGGACACCAACGGUUCAGUCAGCCUCUAUGAUAUUCAGACAGGUAGGUUGCUGGAUGUGGCGCUUGAUGGAGACCACCAGCUUGUGUGGAUGGUGUACUUCCAUCCCAACAAUGACCGGUUGUUCGUUCUUCAUGGCGACCGCCUGAUUGACGUCUACACGCUGAAGCCCACUGGCGAGCUGAGUGAGCGGAGUCGGCGUGUCUACUGGACUGCCCAUGAAGACACCUGCAGCCGGAUCAACGUGGCACGAGAGCGUGCCGUUACCGUGGGCUUUGACGGCCGAGUUCGGCUGUGGUCGGCUUCACCCACACUUGCACCGCCAGCUCUCUUGGCCGAGUUUGUGCGACCCGGCUUUGGGCUAUGUGGCUUGUGGCGCUUCUGCGACCUGGUUAUCACCGUUGAAGUGGGGGAUCAGGGCAGUGGCCGCCUCAUCAUGUUGCAGCUACCCACAUUGGAAGUGGUGCGCUUUUUCGAUGUGCAACGUGAGCAACAUGCCCGAACGCGGAACAGGAUGGCAUCCAAGGAGGCAGAGAUCGGCGCGAGCCUUGAUCCCUUGGCCCCGCAAUCAGACUUGCAAGCGCCGCUGGAAUGGGAUGGUGACUUUGACUUUGUCGUCCUGGCAGAUCCCCAACUGGGCUUGCUCCAUCGCAAUGAGAGCUGGACCGAGGAGCUUGACAUGUUGAAACAGAGCGUUGAUUACAUCAACAAGCUAAAACCCCGCUUCGUGAUCGUGCUUGGAGACCUCGUGCAUUGCCCGCCCAGCCCAUGCGGAGAUUCCGAGAAGCACGCCCGACAGGUCAAGGACCUCAAGGAUGCCUUGGCCGCGGUUGAUGCUGCCAUUCCCGUCGCUUAUGUGAGCGGCAAUCAUGAUAUUGGUGACACGGUCACCUCCGACACGCUGCGCAUCUACCGUGAUGAUUUUGGUCCCGAUUACUAUCGCUUCACAGUCGCCGGCCUUGCAGGCAUCGUGGUGAACACUCAGCUCUGGAAAGACCCUGGCGAGGUGCAAGAUGAAGCUUCCGCACAAAAUGAUUGGUUUCACCGUGUGCUGCAGCAGUCCUCCGAGGCCACUCAUCGCAUGAUCUUUGGGCAUAUCCCGCCUUUUAUCUUCACCCCCGAUGAAGACACGGGCUAUUUCAAUCUGGCCCGUAGCGUCCGCGAACCUCUAUUGAGCGCAGCUAAGAACGCCGGCGUCUCCGCUUGGUUUGCCGGUCACUAUCAUCGCGAAGCUGGUGGGCGUGACGAGCAACUGGAGGUCAUCACUUCCUCCGCCAGCGGGGCCGCUCUCGAAGACACGGGCAAAAACCCAUUGGGCAUCGAGUCCUGCGGUCAAGCCCACGUCGGCACGGCCUUUUCGGGUCUCCGCGUAGUCCACGUCACCAAGACUGGUUAUUCCCAUGCCUUUCACCUUUUGAAGGAUCUCAACUGA
Messenger RNA from Monosiga brevicollis MX1, 2067 nucleotides. RefSeq lists its product as uncharacterized. The record is from RefSeq and is a predicted model, not a curated record. NCBI's taxonomy places the organism in Eukaryota, Choanoflagellata, Craspedida, Salpingoecidae. The transcript is spliced from 8 exons. Gene Ontology annotation, molecular function: protein binding; hydrolase activity. The coding region runs from base 1 to 2067 and encodes 688 amino acids.